Cydia fagiglandana is the source of this 2363-nucleotide messenger RNA. Its product is annotated as rhythmically expressed gene 2 protein. The record is from RefSeq and is a predicted model, not a curated record. NCBI's taxonomy places the organism in Eukaryota, Metazoa, Arthropoda, Insecta, Lepidoptera, Tortricidae. The transcript has a single exon. Bases 202 to 927 code for a protein of 241 amino acids. Gene Ontology annotation, cellular component: nucleus.
GCAUAAACAUUUUAUAAAUUAAAAUGAAAAAAUAUCUGAUUUGUAUUUAUUUUUGUGCAGUGCUGUUUUUUAAGUAUUCCUCAUUUCUUUUGUACAAAAACGUCGCUUCCAAAUUAGAAGACAGAGAAGUAUUUGCUGAUGAUGAAGAGAUUAAAAACUACUAUAGCAAUAAGCGAUAACACUAACGGCUAAAACUUGAAGAUGAGCCUCCGGGGUAUAAAAUUGGUCACAUUAGAUGCUACAAAUACAAUAUUAAAGUUCAGGUUACCCCCUUGGCAGCAUUAUGCAGCCGUGGCGCAUGAUUUUGGCUUUACUGUGGACGCGCAACAAGUUAAAAAGCAGAUGCUAAGCGGCUUCAAAUCAAUGUCUAAAGAUCACCCUAAUUUCGGCAAAAAUACCAUAGCUUGGGAGAAGUGGUGGAGAAAACUUGUAAAGGCGUCCUUUACGGGACUCCUGCCUUCAUCGGCAGACGUCAAUUGCAUCGCGGAUAGGCUCAUAGAAGAUUUUAAAACUACAAAAUGCUGGAAACGUGCUGACGGCGGUGAAAAACUGAUGAACUUACUCCGCGACAAGGGUAUUUCGGUCGGUGUCAUCUCCAACUACGAUCCUAGACUGCGUGAAGUGCUACAGAACAUAAAUUUCGGUAACCAUUUUGAUUUUAUUGUAACAUCUUACGAUGUUGGCUUCAGUAAGCCUGACAAGAAAAUUUUUAGUCAUGCUAUGCAACUAGGCAAAUCUUUGUCGCCGGGACAGUGUCUCCACAUCGGGGACGACUUGAAGAAGGAUUACGAAGGGGCGCGGGCAGCGGGCUGGCAUGCAGUGCUGCUCGCUGCGGAGUCAGCUGAGACACCACCAGCCGGGAAGCAUGUGUUCAAGGAUCUGAAUGCACUAAACUUAGCCAUUCAAAAGGAUGAGUUAGUGCUCUGAUCCACAACUAGAUUUAAGUGGGUUGAGAUUAUAAAGUGACAUCAUUGGCCUCUAAUUAUUUAAGGUUUUAACUCAACAUUUGACACUGAUGUAUGAAACAUUAACUUUCUUUGUACCUCCCUUCAUUUGGGAAUUCUAUUUCUUUUUUAUGGUGUUUUCCUUAUAAUAAUGCACUAACUAAAUUUUUUUUUGUGUUUUUAUCAUUCCAUAAUGCCAAUCCUCUUACUUAAUUCAGUUUAGAAUUCUUAGAUCGUGUCACUUUAUUGUUGUAUGUUUGAAAUCCAUAAUACUUUCAAUUAUCAUUUGGUUCUUCUGAUGGAUUCUGGUUUCAAUAUGUAACACAAACAACAUGUAGAUAUUUAAAUUUGAGAAAUGCCUCCAGACAGUCUAGAAGGUAUAUCUAAAAGUAUUCCAUAUCUCUAUGUUUAUCUACAGGGGAGCAAAGAAUAAUGUUAUAUGUAUAUAUAUAUACACAUAUAAAAACAGCAUGGGAUCCAUGGAACACCAGCUGAAUGACAUAAACCAAGUCCAGGACUCAGUUUUUCAAGUAAAUUUAAAGGAUCUGUAUUUUACAAAUUUUAUUGUUGUGGGCACCAAUAUAAUUUUAAGUUAUGUUUUGAUUAUAGUUACGAAAAUCGCUCCUAAUUACGAUAUCAAGAUAUUUAGUAGUCGAUUCAAAUUUUAUGAACUUAUAUUAUUUAUUACAUAGGUUCAUAAUGUAUGUGAAGUAGUUAAUCAUGUACAACAACAAUGUAUGAAAAAACAUUAUACUAUUACUAGCCAACAUGCAAACAUUUUUACCUUGUAGGUAAUUCAUCAAUUUUCCUGUUGGCUGUGUGUAUUGACUUUGACAAUACUUGUGUUAACAAUUGAUUGUUUGUAUGUUUUCUGUUUGAUUGUUUGUUGUUAUACAAAUAUUGGGAGUUAUAUUAUUCUUGUAACCAUUUUAAUUAUUGUGAGAGUUUAUAAACUCAGAACAAACUCAACAAACAACAUAGUGUCAUACAUUUCUUGUUUUUAUUACUUAUUGGCAUGGAAUGACAUUUUCUACAUAUUUAUGUUAUAAUUAUGUGAUUUCUAUUAUUGGUUUCUACAUGCUGUACCUACUCAAUGACAUGUAUCCUUAUAGAAUCUAUGUAUACCUUCCUACUUUAUGCAGAAUAUGUAAUAUAAAACUCAUUGAAUUCAUAUCUGUGAAUGCAAUGAUCAUUAUACAGGCUUAGGGUAAUCUUGUAAGUUAAAAAAUUGUAGUUUGUUUAUACAUAUAGAAAAAAUACCUUAUUGACUGGAGUAUCUACGUCAUUUUAUCAUUCAGUCUGGUUUCUAUACUGAGGCUGUUAAUGAUUGAAUCACUGCAUUCUGAAUAUAGUCAAUUAUGUCUAAUGGUUCCUAUUAAUUUGGUAUAUUAUGUUACAGUAAUAAAAUUUUAUCCAAUA